Molecule: messenger RNA, 681 nt
Organism: Aspergillus puulaauensis
Lineage: Eukaryota; Fungi; Ascomycota; Eurotiomycetes; Eurotiales; Aspergillaceae
Exons: 5
Coding region: 1-681 (226 amino acids)
Source: RefSeq, a predicted model, not a curated record
AUGCACUCUCUCUCCCCGGUAGCAAUCGCGCUGUUCGCGAUCCUCAAGACCGCCGCCGCCCAAGACAACAUCGGGUUCGGGCCUGCCUUCUCCCUGGGACCGACCAACUCAUGGAUCCGCGAGGCGAACACCACCCUCGUCCUCCCCGAGACUCCCGGCCUCAAGGACCGUCUUGCCCUGUGGCCUGGUAUGGGAACUAGCGGGGGAGAUCUGAUCCAGGCUUUGGCUGUCUCGUUUGAGGACCCCAAUGCGAACUGCGGCGCGAGCGAGGGACAGUGGUGUACUUGGGCUAGUACCCUGCAGGGCGAGCAACUCGGUGGCGACCAGGUUCCUGCGAACGCGGGUGAUGAGCUUACCAUGAGCUACGUCUACAACGAGGGUACCGAUGAGUACGACCAGUCCGUCGCAAUUAACGGCGAGGUUGUGUCUACCCUGUCGACGAGCUCCGGAAAGGCUGAGGGUUGGGGCACGGCGGUUGAGUGUCAAGACGACGCCUGCAAGAUCACCGUCGCUGCGCACAAAUACACAUCGACCACGAUUCUUCUCGACGCCGAAGACAACUCCUUCGGCGACACGCUCGGUCUCAACGAAGCGACGUCCAGCGGUCUGACGACGUCCGACAACGGCAAGACCUGGACGGUGGAUACCAUCAACAUCAAUGAGCACACGUAUGAUCUGUAG